Messenger RNA from Cercocebus atys (sooty mangabey), 1289 nucleotides. RefSeq names its product chromosome unknown open reading frame, human C19orf38. The coding region runs from base 194 to 877 and encodes 227 amino acids. The record is from RefSeq and is a predicted model, not a curated record. The transcript is spliced from 10 exons. Lineage: Eukaryota; Metazoa; Chordata; Mammalia; Primates; Cercopithecidae.
AGGGGUGGGGAGAGGAGAGAGUCCCUUUCAGUGCUCAAGCCUGUGUGUGCAACUUCCUGCCAGUGAGGAAACUCUCAGCUUGAGAAUCAGCCCUGGUUCUCCUUUCCCCGAUCUGGCCUCACAGGAGGAGUUGGCAGGGAGCCUUGGGCCCCUCUGGCCUCUGCCGGAUUUCCCAGCCAAACGCGGGGGAGAGAUGCCCUGGACCAUCUUGCUUCUUGCAGCUGGCUCCUUGGCGAUCCCACGACCGUCCAUCCGGCUGGUGCCCCCGCACCCAAGCAACCAAGAGGACCCCAUCCACAUCGCAUGCAUGGCCCCUGGGAACUUCCUGGGGGCGAAUUUCACACUGUAUCGAGGGGGGCAGGUGGUCCAGAUCCUGCAGGCCCACGGAGACCAGCGCGGGGUGACAUUUAACCUGAAUGGCAGCAGCAGCGAGGCUCCCUUCCACUGCCAGUAUGGAGUGUUAGGCGAGCUCAACCAGCCCCAGCUGUCAGACCUCAGCGAGCCCGUGAACGUCUCGUUUCCAGCUCCGACACCGAUUCUGGCUCUGUCACUCGGACUGGAAGGCAGUGGCUCCCUAGUAGCUGGGAUUACAGGCCUGGGCCUGGUGGUGCGCACUUUUAAACUCAAAAAUUUACAGAAGAAAAGAGAUCGAGAAUCCUGCUGGGCCCAGAUUAACUUCAACAGCACAGACAUGUCCUUCGAUAACUCCCUGUUUACCGUCUCUGCGAAAACGAUGCCAGAAGAAGACCCGGCCACCUUGGAUGAUCACUCAGGCACCACUGCCACCCCCAGCAACUCCAGGACCCGGAAGAGACCCACUUCUACGUCCUCCUCGCCUGAGAUCCCGGAAUUCAGCACUUUCCGGGCCUGUCAGUGAGGCUGAGGUCUGGGGGCCCCCUCCUGUCUCCAGGCAUUCGGGGACCUGAGGUCCUUCCAGCUACUUCUGGGGGGACUCUGUCGGCUGCUUUCUCAGGGAAUUGCACAGAGGAAAGGAAGGGGAUUUUCAUCACAGAGGAGUGGGAAAGGGAACACAGGCAAGGGCCUGGCACUGGACAGACAACAGGAAGUUCCCCUCUCGACCUUCAGCUCCUCAGGACCACCAGAGAAGAUGUCAGGACCCCUUCUUGUCCCCCAGCUGGGCCAUAAGAGGUCUCAGGUCUCUGCACACCCCUGGAAUUCCUCCCUUCCCUGCUGGGUUUUUGAGCAUAGGGUGCCCUUGGGUGUGUUGUGUGUCUGCCUGCUGGCUUGCUUAAGUUAUUAAUUAUAACACGGGUCAGGGUGUUCCCAGG